CCAGACACAAUGUUAUAGGAUUGCAAAGUUUCAUUGCUAGCUCCAUUUCAUGCUUACCACCAGAUGUAACCAUGCACGGUGAAUAUGAUCGCAAAGUUUCAAAGGCUAGCUCCACUUCACACUUCUAUGUAUCAACCACCGGCUGCUUACAUAAAUUCUUUGUUGAAGAGCCAGCGUCUAAUUGGUGUCUGGAAGCUUUUAUGAACAGGUUUAUAGAUGAAGAAACGGACUUGGACUUCAAACAAUCAAAAGAGUUUUUUUUGUCCAAUUUGACCCAAAUCAAAAACCAAAAGAACAUAGAUAAUCCUAUUCGGUUGUUUUGUUCUAAUUAUAUUGGCUGGAUAGAGACAUGGAAAGGACAAGCCGUUUCGAACGCAUGUUGCGAGUUUUUUCAAGAAAGCAAAAGAUUAAAAACACAUUUACGACAGAAGCACAAACACAAUGAAAUUGCUGAGGAAUGCAUUUUUGAAAAUGCAAAAUAUGUGGCAUUUAACAAUACAAUUAGUCAAAGAACCCAGAGAAAAACACAAACACCUCCACCUCAAUCACCACAAUCCCUGAUGCCAAUAAUGCCGAACAAAAGAAUUGUCAAACACGAAGAAGUUAAAUAG
Molecule: messenger RNA, 611 nt
Organism: Dentiscutata erythropus
Lineage: Eukaryota; Fungi; Glomeromycota; Glomeromycetes; Diversisporales; Gigasporaceae
Source: the annotation of a GenBank genome assembly